Molecule: messenger RNA, 1793 nt
Organism: Bombina bombina (fire-bellied toad)
Lineage: Eukaryota; Metazoa; Chordata; Amphibia; Anura; Bombinatoridae
Gene: IDH2
Product: isocitrate dehydrogenase (NADP(+)) 2
Exons: 11
Coding region: 157-1521 (454 amino acids)
Biological process (GO): isocitrate metabolic process
Cellular component (GO): mitochondrion
Molecular function (GO): NAD binding; isocitrate dehydrogenase (NADP+) activity; magnesium ion binding
Source: RefSeq, a predicted model, not a curated record
CGUGUGGGCCCUUCAAGCCGGGCGGCGUGGGGUGAACUAGGUGCAUUGUACAGUGUAGUUAAUUUAUUAUUGUUUCUCUUGCUCCGUGAGCUCGCUCCCACACCACCCGGUGCAGCUGUCUUCCACUCUCUGUCGCCUUCCUUCUAAGACAGAAACAUGGCCAGUUAUCUUCGAGUAGUCACCUCCGUCUGUAAGUCCUCUGCAGCAGCCUUUGGCAAGAACCCUGGAGCCCUCGCCCCGGCCCUGAGCCAAAAAGUGCAGCCGCAGAGAAACUAUGCUGACAAGCGUAUCAAGGUGGCAAAUCCAGUGGUGGAGAUGGAUGGUGAUGAGAUGACACGUAUUAUCUGGGAAUUCAUCAAGGAAAAGUUGAUUCUUUCUAAUGUUGAUGUUGAGCUGAAAUACUUUGAUCUUGGUCUUCCAUACCGUGACCAGACAGAUGACCAGGUCACCAUAGACUCUGCCCUAGCCACUUUGAAAUACAAUGUUUCAGUGAAAUGUGCCACUAUCACCCCUGACGAAGCCAGAGUGGAAGAGUUUAAGCUGAAGAAAAUGUGGAAGAGUCCCAAUGGUACAAUCAGGAACAUCUUGGGUGGAACAGUAUUCCGUGAGCCAAUUAUUUGCAAAAACAUUCCUCGUCUUGUUCCUGGAUGGACACAGCCAAUUACCAUAGGCAGACAUGCCCAUGGUGACCAGUAUAAAGCCACAGACUUUGUUGUGGAUAAGGCUGGCACUUUCAAAAUGGUUUUUACACCAACUGAUGGAUCAUCCACAAAAGAAUGGGAGGUGUUUAAGUUUCCUGCAGGAGGUGUUGGCAUGGGAAUGUACAACACUGACGAGUCUAUUUCUGGCUUUGCACACAGCUGCUUUCAAUAUGCCAUUCAGAAGAAGUGGCCUCUGUACUUGAGCACCAAGAAUACAAUUUUAAAGGCUUAUGAUGGCAGGUUCAAGGACAUCUUUCAAGAGAUCUUUGAGAAGAACUACAAAGCAGAGUUUGAUAAAGUGAAAAUCUGGUAUGAACAUAGAUUAAUUGAUGACAUGGUAGCACAGGUUCUGAAGUCUUCUGGUGGUUUUGUUUGGGCUUGCAAGAACUAUGAUGGGGAUGUUCAGUCUGACAUUUUGGCUCAAGGCUUUGGUUCACUUGGCUUAAUGACAUCAGUCCUGGUUUGUCCAGAUGGAAAGACUAUUGAAGCAGAAGCUGCUCAUGGAACAGUCACUCGUCAUUACAGGGAGCAUCAAAAGGGAAGACCCACAAGUACAAACCCCAUUGCCAGCAUCUUUGCUUGGACAAGAGGCUUGGAACACAGAGGCAAACUGGAUGGAAACAAAGACUUGAUUGACUUUUCUUUGAAACUAGAGAAGGUUUGUGUUGAGACUGUAGAAAGUGGAGUUAUGACAAAGGAUUUGGCUGGCUGUAUACAUGGAGGCUUCAGCAAUGUACGACUGAAUGAACAUUAUGUGAACACAACAGAUUUCUUGGAUGCCAUUAAGACCAACCUUGACAAAGCACUUGGAAAAAACUAGAGCAUACUGUAGUGAACAGCCAGUUUUUACCUCAUUUUUUAACCUUUCAAGAUAGGAAAUGCACCAUUUGGCGCUGGAACAAACUUUUUACUUAUUUAAUGCUGGUUAUAUCUGAGACACCUUGAAUCACCACAAGCGGACGAGGGAAGGCAUUUAGAGCGGCCUUUAAGGGUUUAGUGCCAGACAGCAAAGUUUACCCGCACCUUCUUUAUACAGACUAACUUGUUGGUGCAAUGUAUAGCAAAUAUUAAAUCCACUGUUAUACUGGUUAA